Verticillium dahliae VdLs.17 is the source of this 1365-nucleotide messenger RNA. Its product is annotated as CAAX prenyl protease. Gene Ontology annotation, biological process: CAAX-box protein processing. The transcript has 2 exons. Gene Ontology annotation, cellular component: endoplasmic reticulum membrane. The record is from RefSeq and is a predicted model, not a curated record. Gene Ontology annotation, molecular function: metalloendopeptidase activity. The coding region runs from base 1 to 1365 and encodes 454 amino acids. Lineage: Eukaryota; Fungi; Ascomycota; Sordariomycetes; Glomerellales; Plectosphaerellaceae.
AUGGACUACCUCAACCGCCUCGCGCGGCUCCUGGACCGUCCGCUCUUCCCGUGGAAGAAGCUCAUCCUCGGCUUCUCUGUUGGCCAGUUCGUCUUCGAGUCUCUCCUGUCGCUGCGCCAGUACCAGGUCCUCCGCAAGACCAAGGCCCCCAAGGUGCUCGAGAAUGAGAUCUCUCAAGAGACCUUUGACAAGAGCCAGGCGUAUGGCCGCGCCAAGCAGAAGUACGAGCUCAUCAACGGCCUCUGGGGCCAGAUUCAGAACAUUGCCUUUAUCCAACUCGACAUCCUCCCGAAACUCUGGUCCUGGACCGGCGACCUGCUCCUCAAGUUUGCGCCUGCCCGCUUCACCGGUGAAAUAUCGCACUCGAUCGUCUUCGUCCUGACCUUUGUCCUCGUUCAACAAGCCCUGUCUCUGCCCAGCUCGAUCUACUACAACUUUGUCCUCGAGGAGAAGUUUGGUUUCAACAAGCAGACGCCCAAGCUCUUCGUCACGGAUAUGCUCAAGUCGAACAUGCUCACCUUUAUUCUCGCCCCGCCCAUCCUCGCCGGUUUCCUCGCCAUCAUCAAGAAGACGGGCAACCAGUUCUUCUUCUACCUCUGGGCUUUCGCUGCCGGUCUCCAGGUCUUCAUGAUCACCAUCUACCCCAUCGCCAUCCUGCCCCUGUUCAACAAGCUGUCCCCUCUCGACGAGGGCGAGCUCAAGACCAACGUCGAGGCCCUCGCCAAGAAGCUGAACUUCCCCCUCCACGAGCUGUACGUCAUUGACGGCAGCAAGCGCAGCGCCCACAGCAACGCCUACUUCUUCGGACUGCCCUGGAAGAAGCACAUUGUCAUCUACGACACCCUCAUCGAGAAGAGCGAGACCCAGGAGGUUGUCGCCGUCCUGGCGCACGAGCUCGGCCACUGGAGCCUCGGCCACACCACUCGCCUGUUCGGCAUCUCCCAGGCGCACUUCCUCUACAUCUUCACCCUCUUCUCCGUCUUCAUCAACAACCACUCCCUCUACGCCGACUUUGGCUUCCUCCUCGAGCACCCCAUCAUCAUCGGCUUCAUCCUCUUCUCCGACGCCCUGUCGCCCAUGGACACGGUGGUCAAGCUGCUCAUGAACAUCCUGAGCCGCAAGUACGAGUUCGAGGCCGACGCCUUUGCCAACAAGCUCGGCUACAACGCCGAGCUCGCCAAGUCGCUCAUCAAGCUCCAGGUCCAGAACCUCAGCACCAUGGACGCCGACUGGAUGUACGCGACGUACCACUUCUCGCACCCUCAUCUCUCGGAGCGCCUCAAGGCCCUCAACUGGACCUCGUCCGAGAAGGUGGGCGCCGAUGAGCCCGAGGUCGCCAAGGCCACCGGCCGCGACGAGCUGUAG